GCCUGCCGGAGAAAUUGAUUGCCUCAAGGUUGUGGGCAUGUAUGAUGGAUGGUCUAGGAUGCCUUUGUUACUUCCGAAGACGAGAGUACUACAACGAGUGGCUAGGGUGAACCAUGCGCUCACGUCGAAAUUUGUUUGCGGCAUUGCCUCUCGCGCGCCACCGAUCCCACGCCGUAGCGAUCUCUCCAACUACUCCCAACUCGUAUCGCGGCGACACUUCAGCUCUAGCUCGAAGUACCUCGACCAAGACCUCUUGAAUUCGUCGACUGAAGUCCUCAACCUCCGUCUCAAGCUCGAGUUCGACGAACACAAGGACAUACGAACCUACCUGAAAAAAUGGCAGCAGUCUCAGCCCAACGACAUGGACCCUGUCCGAGGACCCGGAACCUCAAAUUCUCUGGAUGCGUCUGCACCUUGGGUGGGAAACAUGUUGAACGACAACCGUGAGGCUCGCGAUGCCGGAAGCGAUGCCCUACGAACGGCAGAUGAUUCUUUCGAUUUCACGAAUACGGCUGAUGAAGGAGAGGGUCUUAAUCAAUACUUGGAGCCCGGAGAUCUUGUUGCGAUAACUUCUGUUGACGGGGUUCUGUCAUUUGCGAUAUACAUCCGAUCCGUCCAUAAACAGCAGCAAUUCUAUACGGAACGAGGAAAGUGGCGGAUAGCAUUUGCCAAGGAUAUUGACUAUGUCGUGAAGCGGUUUGUGCCUCCAGAAAUGGUCGCGCCUCUGCUCCCGCACGUCCCCGGCGCAGCCGCCCAGAUGAAGUUGGAAUUCCAAUCGGUUAUCGAAGGUGGAGUUCCGAGGAAUGUCGGAGCUGAGCUUCUCCAGAAGAUGUACCGCUUCGACCAGGAUGUGCAAGACCUCUACCGCGCCAAUGCGUCUCGACUCGAUAGUAUCCAUGAUCUAGUGGCCGACGAUGAGAAUUUCCGGGAAUACACAUUAGAAGAGCUCACCUGCAAAGUUCUUGGUAUUGAAAUGGAUCAGCUGAAUGACGUUUUCUUAUUCCUUGUGCAUCGCAUCGCCCAUGUCCAUUCUUUCUUUAUUGAGAAUGACCGGAGUUCGCUUUUCACCAACCAUUACCUAGUCAAGCCGAGACGAAUCGCCACAGUCAUCCAAACGGUUACGACCUGGACCCACGAACACCAAGACUAUCUUUACCGAAGUGUUCAUUCCAAGGGUGUCGCCAGCUUCAAGGACCAUCCUCUACAGAAAUUCUUCCAAAAGGCUCAGCGACUCAUAAAGCUCAGCCGAAACGUUCGUGCACCUACGACGAUGGCUUGCGUCGGCCCAAGUGCUCAGCGAUUUGCACCACAUCAGGAUGGCAAGGAUGAGACCUAUCGUGAAAUUCUCACAGAAAAGUUCACUGAUACCGAUCGUAUGAUCAUCGAGUACCUACAGCUAUGGUGCCUUCCUCCUCGCAGAAUGAGUUCUGGGACUAUGCGCUCGGCCGGUUCGCAUAUUAUGCGUAGCACAGGCAUGUAUGGUGCUGUUGAACUGAACCCAUUAACGGCAACUUUGUUUCUGCAGGAAUUGGGUGUCUUCUACCCCUGGGAGAAUCUGCGCCUACUCGAUCAAGGUCUAGGCCUUCCGGGCCAUGGCAUUUCUCCCAGUUCGGAUGCCUCCUGGGCGGAAGUUCAACGAGAGUGCGAGAAGCUUGACUCGGAGAAGUUUUCAGACAAGAUGCAGGAUGUGCGGACCGACUGGGGCGAUCUACCGGUCUACUGUGUGGACGAUGUGACCGCUGAGGAGAUUGACGACGGUGUCUCGCUCGAACGCGUACCAGGAUCGAACGAUACAUUCUGGAUCCAUAUACAUGUGGCUAACCCUACGGCCUUCCUUGAACAUGACGGCACGAUCAUGAAAUACGCUGCUUCGCGCCUCCAGACGAUGUACGCCCCGGAGCGUACAUACCCCAUGCUGCCAAGCCCUUUCACACAAAAGCACUUCAGCUUAGCUUCAGGCCGUCCAACACUCACCUUCAGCGCCAAGAUGAACAUGCAAGGCGAGGUUCUGGACACCAACGUCGCGAAUGGAACUGUCAGGAAUGUGAUCUACAUAACGCACGACAAGUUGCGCAGUCUUUUCGAGCCCGGCACUGAAAAAGGCUUGGAACCCUUGAAAGUGGGAGGAGAAAUGCCCAAGCGCAACUUGCGUGACUGCUUGCAAGAGGAGCUGGCUCCCGAAGACGAACACACCUUCCAUACACUGAGACAGUUGAUGUUGGCAUUCAGAGAGCAGCGGCGCAAAAACGGCGCCAUGGAAUGGCCUUCAGGGCCCGAUAUUUCCGUGUCCAUGGCCGUCGGUACGAAGCCUUUGGAACCCUCCAAUAUGAAAGUACCAGAAGGACGUUACGUCAUUGGUGAUCCCGUCAUCCAGUUGGCCCAGCGACAAACCGAUCCUCAUGAAGUCGCUGAUCUCACGAAGCGCAACCUCAUCGCGGCCCUAAUGAACCUCGGGUGUUGGGUUUCUGCGAAAUGGAUGGCUGAGCGCAACAUCCCCACUAUUUAUGACGGAACAUACUACCACCCGGAAUACCCCAAGGUGACCAACGAGAACAUGUCGGAGUACGGAGGGCAGUCGUGGUUGGAAUUGGCAGCCCCUAAGGGGGUCUCUUCGUCCAGUCCCCUCCAUCAUGCGCCGCUUGGACUCGAUGCCUAUGUCAAAUCCACCAGUCCCUUACGGAGAUACACAGACGUUCUGGCACACUAUCAGAUCGAGGCUGCGAUUCGCUUCGAACAUGAGCGUGGCCGACGCCUGGACGCCCAGACCGAUGAGUUAGCUCUACCCUUCUCCCGUGAACAGGUGGAUGAAUAUCUUUCGCGGUCUCAGUGGAAGCGCAACCGCAUACGGGAAUGUGACGUAGCGUCGAAGCAGUUCUGGGCCUGUAUGCUUUUGUUCCGCGCCUUCUAUUUCUCCGAGUGCCCGCUCCCGGAGACAUUCGAGUGCCUGAUUCAGCGCCCGUGCAGCAGUACCUCCAUGGCCGGAACCCCAGAUGGACACGGGUAUACUGCGGUUAUCACGUCCCUAGGAGUUCGCUGCCAAGUCCUGGUCCCCGAGGAGAUGUCCGAGCUUCCUGAAUUGGACAUUCUCAGUGUUGUGGAAGCCAAGAUUACGGCGGUUGAUAUGGCGCGCUCGCUGGUUGUCAUGGAAGCAACCCGGGUGAUCAAGCCAUUCCAACGGGUGGGAGAAUGGAAGUGAUCGGUCCAGUCCCAUUCGUCUUCUACCUCUGCCUCGUCCUUCUCGCCUGCGAAUCGUCGAUUCGGCACGUUUCCGGGACGAGAGCAAACCAGUUCGGAUAUAACUUGGUCAACAUUCUACGCAAACCAUCCAGUCUAGG
Messenger RNA from Aspergillus sclerotioniger CBS 115572, 3335 nucleotides. Its product is annotated as exoribonuclease II. Gene Ontology annotation, molecular function: 3'-5'-RNA exonuclease activity; RNA binding. Bases 59 to 3196 code for a protein of 1045 amino acids. The record is from RefSeq and is a predicted model, not a curated record. The transcript is spliced from 2 exons. Gene Ontology annotation, biological process: mRNA catabolic process. Lineage: Eukaryota; Fungi; Ascomycota; Eurotiomycetes; Eurotiales; Aspergillaceae. Gene Ontology annotation, cellular component: exosome (RNase complex); P-body.